This is a messenger RNA of Drosophila bipectinata, 1559 nucleotides long. RefSeq names its product Motif 1 Binding Protein (gene M1BP). Lineage: Eukaryota; Metazoa; Arthropoda; Insecta; Diptera; Drosophilidae. Gene Ontology annotation, molecular function: zinc ion binding; DNA-binding transcription factor activity, RNA polymerase II-specific; RNA polymerase II cis-regulatory region sequence-specific DNA binding. Gene Ontology annotation, biological process: regulation of DNA-templated transcription. The record is from RefSeq and is a predicted model, not a curated record. Gene Ontology annotation, cellular component: nucleus.
CCAUGGUACGUUUCGUGGCGAAUAGCAAGAAGAAGCGACGCGUUGUUUCGUAUAUUUUGGUUGACAAUUAUCUUGAAAAACAUUUUAUUUCGAAUCGCAGGCGAAAAAAAUGUCAAAGUCUGCGCUAAAACAUCUAAAGAGCACGUGCCGCGUCUGCGGAAAGUACGCGAGCAACAAAAGAUCACCGAAAAUAUUCGACAGGACUAACACAAAGAUGGUCGACAACAUCGAGGCCCUCACUGGUCUGCGGCUCGAAAACUAUGGAUGUUUGCCGGACCAGAUUUGCGAAUGCUGCAACAUGGAAUUGGCGUCGGCCAUAAAGUUGAGAGAGCGCUGCCUCGCCGCACAAAGAGAGCUCCUCCAGGGAUUGACCGAGGAGCAGCGCCAGGGAAUCUCGCCAUUUUACCGUGCCGCCGUCAUGGGAGAGGAAGUUCAGGAGGUGGUUAAGGGCUCGAAACCAGAAGAGAAUGAAGAUAUACAAACCUAUCAACAGAUUGAGUAUGAGAAUCCGAAGAUGGAGAUUAUAGCCGACGGCUCCAAGAUUGAAUACGACACCUCAAAGAUUGAAUACGACAAUUCAAAGAUCGAGUACGAGAAUGUCUAUUUUGAGGUGGCCGAGGGCAAUGCUGGCGAUUAUGAUGAGACCUCCAUUAUUGAAGAGGCCGAAUAUGAGUCCCUUCUAGCCGACGACGACGAGAAGCAGCAGUAUGUGGAGGUUGACGCGGAAGCUGCUGAAAUGAUUGUUGGGGACGUCGCUGAAUCGUAUGUGUACGACUCGGACGAUGAAGUGGCCGUUCUUGACAAUGUUUUGGAUGAUGAAUAUGAGCACGAGAACAUAGUUGUAAAGAAGUCGAGUCUGCCACCAAAGCCUAAAAACCGUGGCGACGACUCACGUCGCCGUGCAACCGGAGGAGUUUACAUUUGCGAUCAAUGUGGUAACCAUAUUAAGGGUCGAAUGGCCUUUGAGCUACAUUGCCGUCGCCAUCGCGGAGACAAACAAUACGGAUGCGAGCUUUGUCAGUCGAGGUUCUGCACCACAUCAGAGCUUAAGCGCCACAUGCGGAAACACACCGGCGAGCGACCCUUUGCAUGCCAGUACUGCGGCCGCUGUUUCACUGAUUAUACAACACGUGUGAAGCACGAACGUACCCACACUAACGAACGCCCUUAUGUUUGUGGCACUUGUGGCAAGGCCUUCACCACUGGCUACAUCCUUAAGAAUCACAUGCUGAUACAUUCCGGCGAGCGAGCCUACAGAUGUGAACUCUGCGACAAGUCAUUUAUGCUACCCACUCAUUUAAGCACCCACUUCCGUUCGGGAGUGCACAAACGGCACCUGGAAAAGGCCGAAAUGAAGCAGGCCAUGGAGCAUGAGCUGAAGCGAGAACUCAAGGUGGAAGAGGAGGACAGUUUGCACAUCUAGACUGGAGGCGUUCUGAUAAGUAUAUGAAUGAGCAAGGCAAGGAUGACGAUGGCGCAAGCCAAAAAGCAUUUGUGCAAAACAAAACUUAAUGUGUUAGAAUUUAAUCAAGAAUAAACUGAAGCUUCAAAUCCAGUAA